This is a messenger RNA of Pongo pygmaeus (Bornean orangutan), 3198 nucleotides long. RefSeq names its product SPRY domain containing 3 (gene SPRYD3). The transcript is spliced from 11 exons. Bases 647 to 1975 code for a protein of 442 amino acids. The record is from RefSeq and is a predicted model, not a curated record. Gene Ontology annotation, molecular function: protein binding. NCBI's taxonomy places the organism in Eukaryota, Metazoa, Chordata, Mammalia, Primates, Hominidae.
CGCUUCGUGCCACUGUGCCUUCUGCAUCCCAAGUUCUCUCCUCCUGGAAUGGAGUUCUUGCCAAUAAUGAGCGAGCAGUGCCAUGAAACGGAGCUCGGGAGGGUACACAGCAUACAGUAACAGUUAAGCGCGCAGGCUAUAGAGGCCAGUCUCCGGCCCAUCCGUAAAAACGAGAUAAGAUUUAUUUCAUAAGGCUGCACCGUGGAUUAAAUGGACAUUCCGGUAAAGCUUUUAGUCCAGCGCGGAACGAGGGCUCAAGUAAUACUCGCAACGUUUGAGCGAGCGUGGCCACCUUCUCCGCCCGUCCCGUCCCGCCCGGCGCCGCUCAAGAGCCGCCCCCCGUCCGCCUCAGCGGCGCCCAGGCACCCAGCAGAGUCCGCGCUGCCACGUCGCCCUCGCUCACCCCAGCGACAGCCGGGUUGACCUGACCGGGGCCCUGAGCUGGGUACCCAGGGCACCGAGCCGCGCCCCACACCCUGCCUGCGCCCUCCGAUUGGCUCCUGCAGACGCCCAUCGUCAGAGGCCGUUGCUGAUUGGCUUACAUGGGGGACGAGGCGGGCCUCUAGGAGUGAAGGAAAGGCGGGGACCCGGAUGUGUGUGGUGGCGGCGGCCGAAGAGCUUGUGUGCGGAGCUGAGAGGCCUAUGGAUGAGGAGGACGCGGCGGCCCCGGUUUGUUCUCAUGAACAAGAUGGAUGACCUCAACCUGCACUACCGGUUUCUGAAUUGGCGUCGGCGGAUCCGGGAGAUUCGAGAAGUCCGAGCUUUCCGAUAUCAGGAGAGGUUCAAACAUAUCCUUGUAGAUGGAGAUACUUUAAGUUAUCAUGGAAACUCUGGUGAAGUUGGCUGCUACGUGGCUUCUCGACCCCUGACCAAGGACAGCAAUUAUUUUGAGGUGUCUAUUGUGGACAGUGGAGUCCGGGGCACCAUUGCUGUGGGGCUGGUCCCUCAGUACUACAGCUUGGAUCACCAGCCUGGCUGGUUGCCUGACUCUGUAGCCUACCAUGCUGAUGAUGGCAAGCUGUACAAUGGUCGAGCCAAGGGCCGCCAGUUUGGGUCAAAAUGCAACUCCGGGGACCGGAUUGGCUGUGGCAUUGAGCCUGUGUCCUUUGAUGUGCAGACCGCCCAGAUCUUCUUCACCAAAAAUGGGAAGCGGGUGGGCUCUACCAUCAUGCCCAUGUCCCCAGAUGGACUGUUCCCAGCAGUGGGCAUGCACUCCCUGGGUGAGGAGGUGCGGCUGCACCUCAACGCUGAGCUGGGCCGCGAGGAUGACAGCGUCAUGAUGGUGGACAGUUACGAGGAUGAAUGGGGCCGGCUACAUGAUGUCAGAGUCUGUGGGACUCUGCUGGAGUACUUAGGGAAGGGCAAAAGCAUCGUGGAUGUGGGGCUGGCCCAGGCCCGGCACCCACUCAGCACCCGCAGCCACUACUUCGAGGUGGAGAUCGUGGACCCUGGAGAGAAAUGCUACAUCGCCCUGGGGCUGGCACGGAAGGACUAUCCCAAGAACAGGCACCCUGGCUGGAGCAGAGGGUCUGUGGCUUAUCACGCAGACGAUGGGAAGAUCUUCCAUGGCAGUGGCGUGGGGGACCCCUUUGGGCCACGCUGUUACAAAGGGGACAUCAUGGGCUGUGGAAUCAUGUUCCCCCGGGACUACAUUUUGGACAGUGAGGGGGACAGUGAUGACAGUUGUGACACAGUGAUCCUGUCUCCGACUGCCCGGGCUGUCCGGAACGUGCGGAAUGUCAUGUACCUGCACCAGGAAGGGGAAGAGGAAGAGGAGGAAGAGGAAGAGGAAGAGGAUGGGGAAGAGAUAGAGCCGGAGCAUGAGGGCAGGAAGGUGGUGGUUUUCUUCACUCGGAAUGGCAAGAUCAUUGGGAAGAAGGAUGCUGUUGUUCCUUCUGGAGGCUUCUUCCCUACCAUUGGAAUGCUGAGCUGCGGGGAGAAAGUCAAAGUAGAUCUGCACCCCUUGAGUGGCUAGAGCUUCCCUUCCAGACCUGCUCCUUCUCCCUGCUCACCCUCUGCUGGGCCAGGCACCCAGUUCCUGACUUCCCAGAGGCUUCGUUUACCCAGCAGGCCCCUGAGGUGUGUAGUCACUCUGCCCCCACUGGCUCAGGCCCCUGUCAUGCUUCUCUGUGCCCACGUUUCUGACCUGGUGCUGCCACUGUUGUCAGUCCCUGGGCCUGAGUCCCUGGUUGGAUAGGAAUGGACCCAAAGAAUGGUGUUCGUAUGUGGUUGGUCCCACUCGCUUCGGACAGUGGGCUUCUGGGUCCCCCUUUCCCUCACUGGCCCUGUGUGGGUGGAGAGGCGUGAGCACCCUAUCUCAGCUGCUAUUUGGGCAUGAUGCUUUGUAGAGGGUAGACAGCCCCCUCCCCUACUCACCAUGGUAUUUCUCCUUGAAUUCCUCUUCCUUGUUUUCUUUCCUGGUUGUGUGAACCAGUUGCUGCUGUUAUACCCCUGGCAGGGCCAGGGGACGUCUCUUUGGUCAUCUCUGUCCUUUCACUGGCUGCUGCCCCAGGAAGACUCCUCUAGGCUCUCCAUCUUUCCUUUGAGAGCUGGCUCCCCACCCCAACCUGCUCAGGCAACACAGAGGAUCUGCGUCUCUGGCUCCCCAUACCUGGACCCACAUGGGUGGGUGCCUGUUGCAUGUUUAAGAGAGAGGGGCUGUGAGGUGACAGGGCACUAGGGCCUUCACUCCUUUCUCCCCUUCCAUCCUUUCCUUACCUGUGCCACCCAUGUCCCUAGCUCCCGGGUACUGGGGCUGAGGCUCUGGGGCCUGUCUCCCUGCCAGCGUGAGGGCAAGACCCCAGAGCCUUAGCUGAGCAAGCCCAGAGGGGCAGCGUGGCCCCUCCCCGCCCUUUUCCUGCCCCGUCCCAUGCCUCAGCUUGCUGCUUGUGCCAGUUGCCUGUUUCGCUUCAGUGUUUGAUUCUAGCACUUAAAUGUGUCCUCCCCACCAAGCCCUCUAAUCUCCUUCUAAUCCUUCAACCCCUGACCCCCUCCCUGUAACAGUGACUUUUCCAGGGAGGAAGAGGCAGCAGGAGCUGUUGGCCUUGGUUUGCACAGAGUGGGUAGGGCUGUAGGGAAAGCGGGUGAGCUGUUGUGCUGCUGGGCCUCCCUUUGGCCCUCGCUUCCCGCCCUACGAUGUAUGAAAUGUAUGUACAGACCAGAGAUGUUUAUAAAGCCAAUAAAGAUGGAGUUUCCGUA